ACGCUUUAUAUUAGUUAUUAUUGCUACUCCUUAUGUAAUGACUCUCGAAGCUAUAAGCUUUUGAUGUAUGUAUUCGUAAAACGGCUGCUGUUAUAUUUAGUUUGUGUUGUAAGCAGUCUUCCGUCCCUGUUUUUAGAGGUAACGAGGAUUGGUCACUCUGCAACAAGACUCACAUCGAGGCUUUUGUGAAUGCCAAAAACACGAGUGAAAUAAAUUACCACGCAUAUAUGUGGGAAAUAUUUUCUUGUUUUCCCGAGGAUGCCCCCGGAGCAAUCCUAUUGUUUGGUGGUUUCAAGCAGGUCGGACACACGCGCACAUGGUUCUAAUAAUUUUGGACGAUACCCCCUUGCAAAGGCCGUCGGUGACGACCAACAGUUAGUGCAAUCGCUCGCGUGAGAUUUAACGGUAGCAUUGAUUUUUGUCAUGCCUAGCUCACCAUGUCCGUUUUUAUCAUGCUCACAUGACUUUUACUUAGUAAUUGGAUUGAAACAAGUUAAUUGGCUCUCAUAUCGCUUGCUAUGCAGGGGCACAAAAGGGGUUGUUUUGCAAUACGGAAAGUGUAAGAUUUCACAAAAGAUUGAUAGUAUGAUUUGUUCUGCUCUUUCAAGAAAAAUAUGCAGAACCACAUCAAUGAUUACUAGAUGUUUGCAUAAAUUCCGAAAAACAGGUUUGCUACGAAACUGUUGCCAAGUUCUAAUCUGUCCAGUGGAUAAAACGUCGCGUACAUUAAAUUGCCAUCCGUAUCGUUUUAUGGUUGUUGCUUGCAGAACCGACAGUGACCCUUGAAUGGCCCUUGUUUAACCCUCUGAAUUACGCCUUAACGUCGGAUUACAUAACACAUGAAAUUUUCAAGCAGUUAUUUAUCUUUCGGCUCUUUUUUGUUUUGAUAGCCUUUUUUUGUAAAACUUCACUGUAUUGGCUUUUUUCUUGCACACACGUUUACAUUUAAACUUGAAAUUAUUAAAUCGAAGCA
Phytomonas sp. EM1 is the source of this 973-nucleotide messenger RNA. Lineage: Eukaryota; Euglenozoa; Kinetoplastea; Trypanosomatida; Trypanosomatidae. The record is from the annotation of a GenBank genome assembly.